AUGAAGGGGUAUGGUAGAAGAAGGAAUCAAAUUGUAUCGAUUUCGUUUGGGAGAGGAAAUUCAGAAAUUGAUUUAAGUGAUUUCAGUGAGGAAGAUACAGAACAAGUUUCUUUAAUUGAAGAAGAUAAAGAACUAGAUUCACCAAAGGAGAAAUCUCUGGUUUCUGAUAAUGAUCUAAGCACAGAUACGCAUUCCGAAUUUACAAGUACUGGUAACCUUCCUAGUAGCUCUAGCGAGUUAUCUCAUAAUAGGUUAGAAUUAGACGCUUUCGAUUUCUUGGAUAAACCUCAAUCGUUGAAGAAAAGGAGGAAAAACUAUAAGAAACAGGCAUCAAUCGAUGUUGGCUCAGAUGAUGAGUCUAAAGAGGAUAUUCAUAAUUCAUUGAAAGGAACUUUAGAUGAUAUCGACUCAUUCCUAUCUUCUUUACAAGAUGCUACUUCCGAAUCAAUCACUUCUACUAUUCAAGAUAAUUUUAUGGAGAAGGAGAAAGUUGAAGAUAUUUUAAUUAAUGAAAAUGAAGGUGGUCAGUCUCGAAAAUUGUAUGGCAGGAAUCGUACAAUUUUAACUAAAGAGUCCACGAGCAGCGACGAGGAAGAGGAAGAGGACAACGAGGAUGGGCAAUGCUCCCUAACCAAAAAUUCAAAAUUAUCAGAGCAAUCUGGCAAGGACAGCGUCACAUCUAGCCCCAAGAAUAGCGAAAUUGCAAAGACACAUCAUUAUAAUGAAUUGAAAAAUAUGGGUAACAUGCUUCGAUUUCAAGAUGAUUUAGAAUUCAUUACAGAAGAAUCACCCCAAGAAAUAAGUAAAGAAUCAUUCAUAUCUAAACUUUUAAACCUAUCUUUGACAAUGAAUAGUGAUGAAGCAUUUUUAGCAUAUAUCAAUAAGCAUUCAAAUAAGGAUAUUUAUCAAUGGUGCUUCCAGAGGGAUGAGUUCGAUAAUCCUUUAGUUCUUCUAUUAUUAGGUUUCAUAACUAGUAAGUUGCCUAUAAGUCAGGAUUUAUUACCUGCUAAUUUUGAUAAAUUUAUAAGACGUUUAAGUUUACAAGAAAAACUCCCUCCAGUAACCAUCGCUGGUAAAAAAAUGGUACAAUUAAACUAUAAAGAUUUCUUAACCAAGACAAAUAAUAAUACAUGCUUGACUUACUCUACGUUACUUUGGAAGAAUUAUGGUAAGAAUCUGUUCAAAUCUUCAAAUGUCAUAGUAGAUAUUUGUAAAGUUUUAAAUAGAUAUAACAAUUGCGAAAAUGAGGAUAUAAUAGUGGCUAUAUUAGCACUGAUUGAGACUAUUGCUUCAACAGGUUGUCUAGAUUUAGAGACCACUCGAGAAUCACUUGACAUAUUAAUACCAUUACUAGACGAACGGAUAAAUAAUGAAACUUACAUUAAGGUAUUAAUUUUAUUGAGCAAUUCCUCAGAGUCAUUGACAUCUAUUACCAACAAUAAUAAAAGUAAAGUUGUCAACAAAACAUUACCAUUUAUUGCUAGGAAUAUACUACCGUUAAGCAAGGAUAAGGUAGAUUUGGUUAUUUUAAAUUUAGCGCUAAGCUUAAAUUUCAUUUCAGAGGGAGACUCUCGACUAAGUCUCGAUGAAUCUAUUGUUUCAAGAUACAAAGAAAUCUUCAAUAGAGUUACUUCAUUAGUAAGAACGAGGGAACAGGAAAAUCAUACAUUUUUAUUCAACAUGUUCUUUUUAAAUUUUACAUAUAUUUCAAAAAUUGCUAAUAUAUCGUUAACACAAGAAGAGAGAGAUGUAUUAAUACAGAAAUUGCAUGAGUUUCAUAAUGUAACAAUAAAAUAUAACGAAAAUCUUCUUAAGAAGAUAGAUGAUGCAUUAGAUAUGAUUACAUUACAUAAUAAAAACUAA
Molecule: messenger RNA, 1863 nt
Organism: Vanderwaltozyma polyspora DSM 70294
Lineage: Eukaryota; Fungi; Ascomycota; Saccharomycetes; Saccharomycetales; Saccharomycetaceae
Gene: RAD61
Product: Rad61p
Exons: 1
Coding region: 1-1863 (620 amino acids)
Source: RefSeq, a predicted model, not a curated record